This is a messenger RNA of Lachancea fermentati, 2400 nucleotides long. Lineage: Eukaryota; Fungi; Ascomycota; Saccharomycetes; Saccharomycetales; Saccharomycetaceae. The record is from the annotation of a GenBank genome assembly.
AUGGUACUCAGGAACCCAUGUCUUGGAUGGGAGAAGCUUGAAGAUGUCUAUUACAGAAGCAGAGAGCUAUGUUCACUUAGCUGGCCUACCGAUGGGGAGUACAAAUAUACUCUUUCAACUACUUUGGUAGCUAUCGAAGCAGAGAGAUCGGUGCAAAUAUACCACUACACUGGCCGUCUUCUUACCCGUAUUUCUUUGGAUAACUUACCAGGACCUGUUAUAAGCUAUGAAUUUGAUGCUCAAGACGAGGAAAGUUUAGUGAUUGUCAUGCCGAAUUGCUUGCGAAAAUACCAUAGUUGGGCUCCCUUACAGUUUCAAGACUUUUUUCUACCAGAGGAUGUAGAAGAUACUAUAUGGGAUUACCGGAAUAGAGUAGCGAUUCUACAAGAGUCUCAGGACAUAUAUCACUUUAAUGGGUUGUCGAUAAAUCUCUUGUGUCGAAAUAACGAGAAAUUUACUCUAUUGACCAAAGGGCAUUGGCAUUGCAACGAAGAUCUUAUAGUACUUCUGGACGUUAAUCAUGUACUUCAUCUCAACAUUGCUGAAGGAAGCUUGAAAGAAGCUCUUCCCGGUGAACGGUGGCACAUCGUGAUAGUAUCUCCUCGUGGAUUCGUUUGCUUAUACAACAGUAAAACCAAUGCUCUCCGAAUUUAUAAGAAUCCUGAACGCACUUUACUAGAAACUUCUCUCGACAAAUUUCCUAAUGAUAUUGAAUGGUGCGGUGAUGAUACGGUCGCAUGCUCAUUUGAAGGUGAAGAAAUCAAAUUAUAUGGGCCGAAUUUGUCGUAUGUCGCAUUUUGGUAUCCAGAUGACAUAAUGACAUUAAAAACAGAAAUCGACGGGCUAAAAUUAAUCAGCAAAGAGAAGAUAUACUUUAUUUCUAAAGUUCAAGAGUGCACAGCAAAUACUUUCCUUAUUGGAUCUACAGAAUCAAGCGCUAUUUUAUUGGAUUCGAUGAACCUCCUUUCGACACAAGCCCCACGGGCAGUUGAAAAUUUGAAAAUAAUCAACCUCGACCAAGCUGUAUCUGAGUGCUUAUCGGCAGCCUUAGAAGAAUUUGAACCCUUAUGGCAGAAAAAGCUAUUAUCUGCCGCAUCUUUUGGCAAAAGCUCACUUGUCGGUCAGUCAUUUGAUGCUAACUAUUUUGUCAGAAAUUGUGAUAUGUUAAGAGUGCUUAACACACUAAAAGAACUUGGAAUAUUUUUGACUGCUAGACAGUUUGAGCAUAUGACCCUAGACGGGAUCAUCACACGUCUUAUAAUGUCCCAUGAUUUUUACGAGUGCAUUAAAAUUUGCUUGUAUCUCAAGCAGCAAGAAAAAAUCCCUAGAGUUUUCAAAACUUGGGCAAAUACUAAAAUAAUGAUGUCCCCGGAAAUCGAGGACGAAGAGUUAUUUCAGUCGAUUAAAAACUUAGCGGCAAAGCAAUCUAUGAACCUACCAAUGGCUCGCAUUGGAGAGACUGCAUUUUUUGAAGGUCGUUUCAACUUAGCACGUAAGUUGAUAUUACUAGAACCAUUGCCUGAGAUCGAACUUCCAUUACUACUGGAACUCGACGAUAAUGAGCUGGCUUUAAAAGAAGGAAAAAGGUGGGGAAUUUCUCGCAUUACUCUUUCCAUACUUCUGGAGCUUCAAAGAAAACUAACAGUAGCACAGUUUAGUAAGAUUUUGAUUCUUAUUAUGCAAGAAAAUGAGCUGUUUAGUUACUAUGCAAGGGAUGAUGAGAGGUUUUUGUACGACUAUUACCGGCAAACAGACAAUUUUCUUGAUUUAGCACGUCUUACAUGGAAACAAGGACGGCGGUCUAAAAUUGAAGAGCAAUACAUUCCUCAAGUCGAGGAGUUGUACAGCAAGGUAUUGAAUAAUGCAUUGAUCAAGGACGACAAAGAGUUACUCACUCGACAAUCUGAGCUCUACAAGUUUCAGGAGUCCUUAGCCUCUCAGCAUCAAAAAGAUUUUCUUCACUUAAACAUGGACGAAACAAUAGCCCAAAUGGUGGCAUUAAAGCUAGAUAAACCACUGGUUGCCUUUCUAAAAAAGUUUCAGGUGAGUGAGAAGAAGUUUUAUCACAUCAAGUGCCGAACACUGGCACAGGAGCAAAGGUUUAACGAUCUUUAUAAGUUUGCUCGAGAGAAGAAAUCACCCAUUGGUUACUAUGCUUUCUAUCGUCAAGUGUUUAAACAGAACCAUAAGAAAGAGGCAGCCGUUUAUAUUGAAAUGAUAUCAGGGUUGCCUUAUGAAAAGAUAUUAAAGAUGUAUUUGAAAUGCAAUGCAUAUUCCGAUGCAAUUCAGUUAGCAACAAAAGAGAAAGAUAUACAAGGAUUGAAAAGCAUAUACAAAAUAAUUCCCGCAAAUGAGCCGCAACUGAAAUCGCUGAUAACUGAGAAUAUGAACAAGAUUUGA